AGUUAAAUCAAAUUUUUUGCAAAAUAAAUUCCAACAUUGGAAUCUAAUGACAAUCUGUUUUUAUCAUGAAUAUCUUUUGUUUCAUAUUUGUUCGAAGCAUAUGCAAACGAUUCACCGAAUGAUUAAUGGCCUUUCGCAGUGUUUAUGAUUAUUUUGCAAAUUCCUCAUAAUCCUUUUAUCAACCUUUAAUCCAUUUAUCUUGUAUCAUUUCUUUGUGAUUGUUUGUUGCUAUCCUUUGAAUAACCCUGCGAAUUCAAAAUUUCAUCUUCUGUCUUUACUUCAGUCCAAAACACGCAACAGGUUUGCAUAAACUUGUUUAAAAUUAUAACAACAUGGCCUCCUAUGGGGAAAAUGUUUUAAGCUAUCAUGACACCUUGCUGAGACAAACUGAUGUUGGUACUCUAGAACCGGGAAAAUGGGUUAAUGAUAACAUUAUCAGUUUCUGGUUUGAAUAUCUGGAACACGAAGUUUACUCUGAUUAUGAGCCUUUUAUCAAAUUUAUUCCCCCUGAUGUCGCUCAGUUUAUUAAAUCUGCUGCUGAAAUUCCGUCUCAAGUUUCCGAUGUUUCAUCUGUUUUGGAAUCAAUGAAUUUAUCAAAGAAACAACUUAUUCUUAUUCCUAUCAAUGAUUCACCAACCGAUGCAAUUACCACCAGUGGAACUCAUUGGACAUUAGCAACUUUUACAACUGAAAAUGGCACCUUUGAACAUUAUGAUUCUUUUGCAGGAAGUGUUAAUCAUCUUCAUGCACAAGCUAUUUUUCAUGUACUUUCACCAAUUUUAAUACCUGAUCGUGCCAGCGAUAUUGAACUUGAUUUUUGUGAAGUUGCCUGUACUCAGCAAAGAAAUAAUUCUGACUGUGGAAUCCAUUUGAUUUGUAAUGCCGAUGCAGUUUGUAAAAAAUAUUUUCUUGGUGAUGAAAGGCCUGUGUCAGAGAUUGUUUCCAUUGAUGUUAUAAACAAAACAAGAAAUGAACUAAAGACUUUGAUUAGUAAAAUUAGACAACGAAGGUAAAACUUUCAACGAUUACUUCGAUACUUGGACUAUCAAAUGAAACUCAAAGAUAAUUAAAUCAUGGUCAAUAAAAUUAAGCAUUAUUUUGUUUA
Tetranychus urticae (two-spotted spider mite) is the source of this 1105-nucleotide messenger RNA. Its product is annotated as sentrin-specific protease 8. Lineage: Eukaryota; Metazoa; Arthropoda; Arachnida; Trombidiformes; Tetranychidae. Gene Ontology annotation, molecular function: cysteine-type peptidase activity; deNEDDylase activity. Gene Ontology annotation, biological process: proteolysis; protein deneddylation. The record is from RefSeq and is a predicted model, not a curated record.